Molecule: messenger RNA, 258 nt
Organism: Oppiella nova
Lineage: Eukaryota; Metazoa; Arthropoda; Arachnida; Sarcoptiformes; Oppiidae
Source: the annotation of a GenBank genome assembly
AUGGCUGUCAUCGCUAUCCAUCGGUGGCGUAGUGUCACAUCCCGUAUGACUAUCAGCUCGUGUUCAAAGAGAUCGCUUUGGAUUACAAUAAUCAGUACAUGGGUUCUGUCCGCUCUGAUGGCCAUUCCCCUCUCCAUGUAUAACCAAACCCAAGAAUACGGAAAGAUAGCGAUCGUGAUCUCAAGACAAGGAAAAAUCGCUAAUCUAAGAGAACCGGGAGAUCAGUUGAGUGGUUGGAUAUGCAGAAAAAACCUCUGA